Molecule: messenger RNA, 1107 nt
Organism: Lottia gigantea (owl limpet)
Lineage: Eukaryota; Metazoa; Mollusca; Gastropoda; Lottiidae
Exons: 4
Coding region: 1-1107 (368 amino acids)
Biological process (GO): neuropeptide signaling pathway
Cellular component (GO): membrane
Molecular function (GO): neuropeptide Y receptor activity
Source: RefSeq, a predicted model, not a curated record
AUGUCUUUGGCAGAAUCUAAGGACACGUACAUUGUUAUGAUUUUAAACUGGUUAUUGAACAAUAACAGCACCAAUGGUGUCGAUUUUACACAACCAUACGUACGUCGAUCAUUGCGUUACGUUUAUCCGUUAUUCAUGUUUUUACAUGCUGUAGUCGGGAUCGUUGGUAUUGUUGGUAAUCUUGGAAUGUUGGUGGUGAUUGUCAAAAGACGAUUGUAUCACGAUCAGACAUAUUUCUUAAUGACAAACAUGGCGCUAUCGGAUCUGAUCAAGUGUAUUUUUGUAUUACCAAUCACACUUGCCAAUUUGUUGAUUCAAAAUUGGCUGUUUGGCAGUUUUAUGUGUUUCUUUUUGCCGAUGAUACAAUGUUUUCCAGUGCAUGCCUCUAUGCUGACUUUUGUCAUGAUAGCCAUAGACAGGUAUCGUUUAAUAGUACACCCAUUCAAAUCUCGUCUGCCGGCUGGAUUGUGUGUUAUCGGAGUGUGGGUUGCUGCCGUCUGCGUUGUACUGCCGUAUGCUGUUUAUAUCAAAUAUAUUGAUCUUGGAGCUUCUCUUGGAAAACAAUUUGAUGGAGUUGGCAUUUGUUAUGUAAACGUUGAAAAGAGAAUUGAAGAAUAUAUACGUGCUAUAUUUGUGACAUUUAAUAAUGGAGCCACGACUACGACUCGCUUAGAUCCUGAUGCUGGAGCUGGGGAACCUUCAAGACUGAAAUCUUAUAACGAGGCUGCUACCCAGGAUAGUGAUGAUGACCUUGACCUCGUUAAGGAAAAGCGAACCCAAAAUUAUCUUAUUGCUAUGACUACUCUAUUCGCUAUGUGUUGGUGUCCACUACAAAUUCUUAUUUUAGUUCAUUAUUUUGUUCAUGAAAACGAUGACAAUAUGGAUCACUAUGAUAUCACUUACAUCACAUUUACUUGGUUUGGUUUUCUAUCCACUUGCACCAAUUCUAUUUUAUUUGUGUCUUGGCGCAUGUCCAGCGCCACUAAAGAUAGGCUUCGAGGUUACUUCCGGUUUAGCAACAGAAGGAGUCGAUCACAGCUUGUAAUUCUUUGUCGCUUAGCAAAGAUCGUUCAGGUUAAACCAACCUCAACCAACAUGAUGUUAUAG